AUAAACCUUUUUAAUAGACAGAUCUUAAGCGCAUUGUUUAUCAGCGAUUGUGGUAAAGUUUCAAGCUUUUAUCUGUUCUGCUCGAUUGACUGCCAUGGCUGUUUGUUUCCAGUCUCAAUUGAAGCCCACAACUUUCUUUCCCUCUUCCACAAACACCAGCCCUAAAACCUCUUCAGUCCUCAGUUUCCAAUUUCGAUGCAACUUCUCCCUCCCCACCCUCGCAGUCACCGAGCCAGAACCUGUUCUUCUUUCAGUGGAGUCUUUUGCCCCAGCUACCAUCGCCAACCUUGGCCCUGGAUUUGACUUCAUGGGCUGCGCAGUUGAGGGGCUCGGUGACUACGUGUCAGUCACCGUCGAUCCCUCUGUUCACCCCGGCCAGAUCUCCAUUUCUGACAUAUCUGGAGCUUUACCUUCCGUCUCCAAACUGAGCAAGAACCCGCUUUGGAACUGCGCCGGUAUUUCUGCUCUCGCAGUCAUGAAGAUGCUCAACAUCCGCUCUGUUGGCCUCUCGCUCUCUCUCCGUAAGGGUCUCCCUCUCGGUUCGGGACUCGGAUCGUCGGCUGCAUCGGCGGCCGCCGCGGCGGUUGCAGUCAACGAGCUGUUCGGAUCGAAAUUGAGUGCGGAAGAGUUGGUUCUCGCUGGUCUGGAAUCCGAGUCCAAGGUGUCCGGUUACCACGCAGACAACAUCGCGCCGGCGAUCAUGGGCGGGUUCGUGCUAAUCAGGAGUUACGACCCGUUAGAGCUGAUGAGGCUGCGGUUACCGGAGAAGACAAAUCUGCACUUCGUCUUGGUGAGCCCGGAGUUCGAGGCCCCAACGAAGAAGAUGCGGGCGGCGCUACCGGCAGAGAUUGGAAUGUCACACCACGUGUGGAACUGCAGCCAGGCGGGGGCUCUAGUGGCGUCGAUUCUGGAGGGGGACUUGGUGGGGAUGGGUAAGGCAAUGUCAAAUGACAAGAUUGUGGAGCCAACAAGGGUCCCGCUAAUUCCUGGCAUGGAGAGUGUGAAGAAAGCUGCAAUAGAGGCUGGAGCAUUUGGGUGCACCAUCAGCGGAGCAGGGCCGACGGCGGUGGCAGUCACAGAUAGUGAAGAGAGAGGGAAGGAGAUUGGGGAAAGGAUGGUGGAGGCAUUCUUCAAGGAAGGAAAUUUGAAGGCAGUGGCAAUGGUAAAAGCCCUUGACAGGGUUGGUGCUAGGGCUGUUGCUAAGGUUCCUAGAUAAAUUUAUUUCUUUUGAGAAGAAAGUCCUUUUUGUUUUGGUCAACGAUUUAAGAGGUGUUUAGUAUGUUUUGUGUGUUCUUUCAUUGUUUCAUUGAAACAAUAAUGAAAGGGAAGUGAAAAUAAUAAUCUACUUGUUGCAAGAGUUUCUGAGAAUGGCUGUGGACUUGGGUGUUCUUAUGAUUCACUCUUUUACAUUUUUUAUUAGAAAAAGGUUUUUAC
Molecule: messenger RNA, 1434 nt
Organism: Tripterygium wilfordii
Lineage: Eukaryota; Viridiplantae; Streptophyta; Magnoliopsida; Celastrales; Celastraceae
Product: homoserine kinase-like
Exons: 1
Coding region: 95-1216 (373 amino acids)
Biological process (GO): L-threonine metabolic process
Molecular function (GO): ATP binding; homoserine kinase activity
Source: RefSeq, a predicted model, not a curated record